AUGAGCCCUGCUGGAGACAACUCAAAGGAAGACAGCAGUAAAGAGACAAAGCCUAACAAGACCGCCGCACUUUACACAAUGCAGUCAACCAAGAACAGCUAUCUGAGCAAAAAGACCUACAAAAUCCCACUCCUUAAAGACAAUGGAUCAAACUACACUGCGUGGAAGUUCAGACAAACAACCGUACUACGGAUGCGCAAGCUUGAUACAAUUGCAUGGGGCAAAGAAAAGCCACCAGCCAAGUUAACAGGCACCAAUGCCACUGACAAGACAAAAGUCAACAAGCAAGAGGCUGCAUACUCAAAGUGGAAGCUGCGCAACAAUGAGGCGUUUGCUCAGAUCACAUUGAACAUGGAAGAUGGGUGCAUGGCCAAUAUAGUUGAGACCACAACAGCAUAUGAAGCAUGGACACGGAUUGUCAAGUGCUGGGAAGGGAAAGGCAUGCAAUUGCUGUUGUUCCUCUAUCAGCAGCUCAUGCAGGCAAAGAUUGACAAAGGCAAAGACUUACAGACUGGCUUCAACGCCAUCAAAGCAACUGUUGCAAAGAUUACCAUGCUAGGCAAGACCGUGAGCAACUUUAUGCUUGCACAAAUUAUUAUGAACGCUCUCCCACCAUCCUACGCAAUUGUCAACACCGUCCUCCAAACGUCACUGAACGGAGGAGCCAUCACUGCCAAGGCCGUACAGAACGCAGCCUACGCCAAGGAAGAACGGUGUUGCAAAGGAGGCAGAAUCACUGCAAUGUUUGCACAAUUGUCCAAAGGGAAUUCCACAGGCAAGAAGUUGUUGGGUAACAACAGCAAAGGGAAGAAGAAGGCUGCAGGCCCUCCCUGUGCAAAUUGCAGGAAAUCCAGACACACCAAGCAGGAGUGUUGGUCAAAAGGUGGAGGAGCCAAAGGCACAGGACUGCAGCAAAAGCGUCAGAACUUGAAGCAGUCAAAUCAGAAAACAAACAAACCUGCAUCAACGUCUAAGAAUGACACUGCAAAAGUUGCUGUUACCAACAAACCUUCCACCUCUGCUACUGGGACUAGGCUAUAUGCACUCUUAGCAUUGGAUACCUGCCUUCACAACAACAAUGUCUGGCUGCUCAAUUCAGGGGCAUCAAGACAUAUGACACCAAAUUGCAAUUGGUUCUUCACUUACCAAUGUCUGAACCCACCAACCUUAAUUCAAAUCUGUCAUGGUACAAUCAUGCAAGCAGUCAUGAAAUCCGUGCUACACGUACCCAAGUUGAACGCAAACCUCAUGUCCGUCAAGGAGCUCACAAAUGGUGGCACCAAUGUGCUUUUCCAAAAGGUGUUUGGCACAAUCCUGAUCAGCAAUCAAGGACACGGGCAAGAGAUUGGUUUUGCUAAAGAACUAAGCAACCAGCUUUACAAAGUCAAAUGCACAGUGAAACAUACCAAAGUGAUGGCACACACAGCCAUUGUCAAGCCCAACAGUACCAAUGAUUGGGACAACAUUGAAGCAAAAGAAUUUGUUGCCUACAAAUACGUGCUAGAUAUGGUCAAGAAAGGUGCAGUCAAGGGGAUGGAGAUCAUUGGAUCACAUACCCUGCCAUGCACACCGUGCAAGCUGUGUCUAAAGGGCAAGCAAACCUGUUCUCUGUUCUCCCCCUCUGAAUCCUGCUCCUCCAAAGUCCUCAAACUCCUCCAUAGCAACCUACAUGGUCCUGUUGCAGUUGAAGGGAUUGGUGGUGUAAGAUAUUUUGCGGUAACAAUCAACAACAAGUCACUCAAGAUGUUUGUUCACUUGCUCAAGUCCAAGAACAAGUACAAAACAAACUUUAAAGAUCUUAAGGCAUCAGUCAAAAAUCUUACAGGGAAGAAGAUCAAGGCACUACAUACCAAUGGUGGAGGCAAAUACUGCGCCAAAACCUUUGAAGAAUGGAUGCGCAGCAAAGGGAUUGAGCACCAAAAGACCAAAGCUGACUCAUUGGAGAGUAAUGGGUGA
This is a messenger RNA of Rhizoctonia solani, 1956 nucleotides long. Its product is annotated as Retrovirus-related Pol polyprotein from transposon TNT 1-94. Lineage: Eukaryota; Fungi; Basidiomycota; Agaricomycetes; Cantharellales; Ceratobasidiaceae. The transcript is spliced from 3 exons. Gene Ontology annotation, biological process: DNA integration. The coding region runs from base 1 to 1956 and encodes 651 amino acids. Gene Ontology annotation, molecular function: nucleic acid binding. The record is from RefSeq and is a predicted model, not a curated record.